This is a messenger RNA of Camellia sinensis, 2819 nucleotides long. The record is from RefSeq and is a predicted model, not a curated record. Lineage: Eukaryota; Viridiplantae; Streptophyta; Magnoliopsida; Ericales; Theaceae.
AGCAUCAACAACAGAUAAAAUUGUGUUUCCCAAACUAAAGGAAUUGUAUCUUGAAAGCCUGCCAAGUUUUACUGCUAUCUGCGAGGUUAUGAAUGGAAUUGAGUUGCUGCAAUUGAACGAGCUGAAACUCUGCGAGAUACCAAUGCUCAAUAGUUUUUGCAAUACUUCGGACAGCAAUUACGAUACCAUUCAACCUCUCUUCAAUAAGGUGGCCUUCAGUGCGUUGAAAGGGCUGAAACUAUGGGAAAUGCCCGCAUUGACACAUUUGUGGAAGGGUCCUACUCAACUUGUACGACUUUGUAACCUCACUUUUCUAGAGCUGGAGAGAUGUGAUAAACUGGAAAGCAUGUUCUCAUUAUCCAUAGCCAGAGAUCUGAUGCAACUAAAGAUACUUCGUGUAUCUGAAUGUCAUGAGUUGGAAGUACUUAUUUCGAGUGAAGAAGAAGGAGAUGAAAAUGAGAUAACAUCAACAACAAUAGAAGCAACAGAUAAAAUUGUGUUUCCUAAACUAGAGGACUUGGAUCUCCAUGACCUGCCAAGUUUUACUGCUAUCUGCAAGGCUACGAAUGGAAUUGAGCUGCUGCAAUUGAAGAAGCUAACACUCAGCCAGAUGCCAAAGCUCAGUAGUUUUUGUAAUACUUCGGAUAGCAAUUACAGUACUAUUGAACCUCUCUUCAAUAAGGUGGUCUUCAAUGCGUUGAAAAAGCUAGAACUAAGGGAAAUGCCCGCAUUGACACAUUUGUGGAAAGGUCCUACUCAACUUGUACGACUUCACAACCUCACUUUUCUAGAACUGGAGAGAUGUGAUAAACUGGAAAGCAUGUUCUCAUUAUCCAUAGCCAGAGAUCUGAUGCAACUAGAGAUACUUCGUGUAUCUAAAUGUCGUAAGUUGGAAGUACUUAUUUCGAGUGAAGAAGGAGAUGAAAAUGAGAUAGCAUCAACAACAACAGAAGCAACAGAUAAAAUUGUGUUUCCUAAACUAGAGGACUUGUAUCUCCACGACCUGCCAAGUUUUACUGCUAUCUGCAAGGCUAUCAAUGGAAUUGAGCUGCUGCAAUUGAACAAGCUAAUACUCAGCCAGAUGCCAAAGCUCAAUAGUUUUUGUAAUGCUUCGACUAGCAAUUACGAUACUAUUGAACCUCUCUUCAAUAAGGUUAAAUUAAUUACCAUUGAGGAAUUGGUGAUCUCUGGAAUGGAUAACGUGAUAGAGAUAUGGCCUAGGGAACUUCAACCUAAAGUGGGAAGGAUGUCAAUUUUGCAUUGUCGUAAGCUAUUGAAUAUUCUUAAGGGCAUGCAGAGUAUUGAACGACUUAUAGUGAGGUACUGUCAAUCUGUGGAAGUAGCAUUUGAUCUUGAAGGAAUAAUUGUUAGAGAAGGCUAUCCAGAUAUCGUGCUCCCUUCAUUAACAGAAUUGGCCCUACUUUAUCUACCAAAGUUGACACAUGUUUGGAAGAACAACUUACUAAGAAUUCCAAGCGUUCAGAACCUGACAUCCUUAACAAUAGUGGGUUGUAGCAGUUUGAGAUAUAUAUUCUCAUCUUCUCAAGCCAAACUUCUUGUGAAACUACAAGAAAUAUGUGUAGCUGAAUGUGGUGUGCUGGAAGCAAUUGUUAAUGAGGAACCAAAAGUAGAUGAUGAAGUCGCAACAAAUAUAAUCAUGUUCCCUCAACUAAAUAGUCUCAGACUCUUACAUCUGCCAAACCUCAAGAGAUUAUGUCCCCAAGCUUACACAUUUGAAGGAUCAUUCAUCGAGAAGAUAAAAGUAAUCAACUGUCCCAACAUGAGGGCAAUCCCUUCAGCAUCGCAGUGCAUUGUUCAAGAAGUGGAAUUUUUUAACUCAGCUCAACACCAUCUCUUGGCUACAAAGUUUAGUUUAAGCACCAAGGGAACGCUUGAUGUCACAGGAAUAGAUGAGCCAACUGAGAUAUGGCACAAUCAACUUGAAGUCGGAUGCCUUGACAAAGUAAGAUUCAUGCGGGUCCAGUAUUGUGGAAAAUUAUCAAGUGUUGUGUCGUCCAAGUUAAUGCAAAGGCUGCACAAUAUACAACGGCUAAAAGUAUGGUGGUGUGAUUCACUGGAAAUGAUAUUUGAUCUCCAAGAGGGGGUACGUGCUGAUGUUGCUGAGAAAGAAACAUUAAUCACUCAGUUAAGCAAAUUGAUAUUGAAGUAUUUGUCCAAGUUGACACACAUAUGGAAGAAUAUUUCCCAACAAACUCAUUGUUUCGAAAAUCUAGGAUGUCUAACAGUGCAGCACUGUGACAACCUGAGAUAUGUAUUCACAAUUUCCAUGGCCAACGUUCUUGUGAAUCUACAAAAUCUAACAGUUGAGCAUUGCGAGAAGGUAGAAAAGAUUGUCACCAGGGAAAACGAUGAAAUCUUCUCGCGAAGAAUUUACUUUGUCAAACUUAUGAAUCUUCCAAGUCUCGUGUGUUUUGGCCCGGAUGUAAAUAAUACUGAAAUUCCAGCAAGAAGUACCUCUGUAAGACUCUGCCCCAAAUUUCCAGGUAACACUCCAAUUAUAUAUUUGCAAGUUUUCGACGAACUCAAGAAGGCAACUUCACUACUCAAUUUUUUAGCUAUACAUACACAUCUUACAGCUAAGAAAAAAGUAGUUAUGAUAAGGUAGUAUUUGAUUCAUUGAAAUAAAAUAUUGAAACUAAAUAAUCAUUUCUUAACCUUUUUAUGAAAUGAUCAUUCUUUUACCAUAGUAAAUAAUAAUUCUAUUUAUAAUAUAUUUUAUAUUAUAUUUUUAGUACACCAAAUAUGAAAAUAUAUGUUCUGAUGGAAUGACCAUUCGAUUUCAUUUAAUUUCAAAGAAU